CAUAUCCGCAUGGGAUUUCUCAACCAGAUCGACAGCUGGUUGCCGUUCGGCGCCGAACACGUCGGUCCGGCCGUCGACAUCGCCAUCGAACGCAUGGCACUCGACUACGACAUCCACUACGAGAAGUUCACCUACUUCUGGCCGGACUUCUGCAACGAGGACCGUGCCGUCGGCGGGCUCGGCCAACUCUACUACUUCGAUCACAUCGAGGUCGCCAUCGGACCUGCCUGCUCGCAGGAUGUCAUGGUCGCCGGUCGGCUGGCGACGUUCCUCGGCCUGCCGAUGCUGACGGGCGUCGGGAACCUCGUCAAUAAUAAGCACCUCUAUCCGACCGUGUCGCGGCUGUCGUACGACGUCGAGCAUGAUCAGACGCUGUUCCUCACAUCCGUGCUCGAGCACUUCGGCUGGUAUCACGUGGCGAUGAUCUUUGAUACGAGCGACUUUCUCACGAAGUUUGUCGGUAAUGCGUUCAGGAACGCGCUCAACUCGGACGCGCGGUUCCGCCGACCGUACGACAUCUACUAUAGCAGCAAGGAGGAGUCGUACGACCUCGAGAAGAUGUUACUGGAGGCAAGCGAGCACGCGAGAGCUAUUUGUAUUCUAUCAUCUGCUGAUCACGUGCGAGAAAUGCUGCUGCACGCUCACCGUCAUGGGAUGACCCAUGGGGACUACGUCUUCAUUGCCAUAGAACGCUUUCGCAGUGACAUAUGGGGAAAAGCACUUUGGAAAAAAGGCGACGACGACGAUGACGACGCUCGCUAUGCGUAUCAGUCCCUGAUGGUGAUCACGCUGGCGGACCCUGUCGGUCCGCAAUGGGACGAAUUCACGGAGAAGGUGAAGCUGCGAGCGCUGAGAGAUUACAACUACACGUGGACAAAGGAGGUAAACUAUUUCAUCGGUGGAUUUUACGAUGCGGUUCUGAUGCACGCUCUAUCCAUUCGACGCAUCAUAGCGGAAGAUGGCGACAUCACUGAUGGUCUAGCCGUCUCGCAAAGGCUUUGGAAUACAACAUUCCAGGGUGGGUAG
Molecule: messenger RNA, 1026 nt
Organism: Priapulus caudatus
Lineage: Eukaryota; Metazoa; Priapulida; Priapulimorpha; Priapulimorphida; Priapulidae
Product: atrial natriuretic peptide receptor 3-like
Exons: 4
Coding region: 10-1026 (338 amino acids)
Cellular component (GO): membrane
Molecular function (GO): peptide hormone binding; signaling receptor activity
Source: RefSeq, a predicted model, not a curated record